Molecule: messenger RNA, 2260 nt
Organism: Halichondria panicea
Lineage: Eukaryota; Metazoa; Porifera; Demospongiae; Suberitida; Halichondriidae
Product: solute carrier family 15 member 4-like
Exons: 1
Coding region: 609-2114 (501 amino acids)
Biological process (GO): transmembrane transport
Cellular component (GO): membrane
Molecular function (GO): transmembrane transporter activity
Source: RefSeq, a predicted model, not a curated record
CAUGUUUGUACAAACUCUACCAUAUGUGACAGGCUCUGGGAAAACCAGACUAUUGGAGCAGAAUUUAGUAUUGAGCUACAGCUAAAUUUAUGCCAACAGUAUAAAAUCUCAAAUAAAAUGUUAUUGAUGUAUAAGUAUCUACAGUCCUUCUACUACCUCUCUGUAAAAUCUGAUGCUCUAAAUCCAACUCUUUCCAUCGAAACGCUUCGUCCAAAGUUUCGCUAUUACCUUAUUUUUCCUAAUUAAGCAAUCUUUGAGAGUCGUUUUUCUCGAUACUACAUUUUACGGCUUCGAGUUUCCAACGUGCAUGACUCGGGUAUGAAACUAGGUAUGUGAACACUAAGCAUAUCAUUGUGUAGGCAAUGCUCUGCUCUAUUAUUUGGUACAUUAAUCACACAUAUUUUAGUCUGCUCCAAUAGUCUGGUUUUCCCAGAGCCUGUCACAUAUUUAGAAUUACAGUUAUCUAUCAGUUUGCUAUAAAAACAUUGAAAGAAAACCAUACGCAGAAAUUGUAUAUAUGCACGUAAUAACUCUAACAAAGCUCUUUAUUUCUUAGAGUGAAAACAGUAAGUACUAUUACCUAUAGGCAUUACUCAAGAACCAGAAGAAUGAGCUGUGUAAAGCAGUUCCACUCAAGAGGAGCCCACCUAGUUCUGCUGUGGACCUGCAUGUUAUGUACUUCAAUAUGGCUAUUGUUUAGACUGUAUAGAGCUUUGUUUCAAGGGCUGAAGGACAUGGACACCUACUACCAACUGGGACUACUCCCUGUAGUACCAUUAUUCAUUUGUGCCCCUAUUCCUGGCUGGUUGGCAGACGCAAAGUUUGGAUAUUUCAAAGUGUUCAGGGCAGCUUGUUGUAUGCUUUUGAUUGCCUCAAUAGCAGGGUGCAUAAGUGUCUUACUCUUGGAAAGCUUUAAACAUGAGACUAAUACAUUAUCGCAUGUUCUGAGUGGAGGAGUUGCUCCAAUGGUGUAUGCUAUUGGGCUUAUUGGUGCUACAGCAGGCUUAAUGACAGCACUACAAGUAGGCUUGGAUCAGAUGCAAGAUGCUUCAGCUACUAACAUCACUAGUUUUAUAACCUGGUUCGUAUUCUCAAUAUUUGCUGGUUGUUGGCUAGCUGAUGUGCUGUACACCUGGCUGACUUCUUGCAACACUAACUGGACAAUACAAUUGUUUAGUCUGCUACCAACUAUUUGUACGUCACUUACUUGUUGCUCAAUAUUUCUUCUCCCUAACAAGUUUCUAGUUACUGAGCUACAAUUACCAAAUGCAUUCAAGAUUAUCUAUCAAGUUCUCAAGUUUGCAGUCAAAAAUAAAGCUCCAAUUAGCCGCAGUUCCCUCACAUACUGGGAGGAAGACGUGCCCUCUAGACUAGACCUGGGGAAGACAAACUAUGGUGGACCUUUCACUACAGAGCAAGUUGACGACGUCAAAACAUUCUUCAAAAUGUUGAUUCUUCUUCUACCUUUACUGAUCAUCUCCGUGGCAACAAGCUCUACACAGAGACUCUACAUGUAUAGCACAUUCAAUAUGAAUAACUGCACUUCACAACUCGUGUACAAUUUUAGUUACAGUCCUUGGCUGAGCGGAAUUAUUGCAACUAUAGCAUACGAAUUUGCUAUCUAUCCAUUGAUAAGGAACAGGUUACCAAGCACUCUCAAGCAGAUCGGAAUAAGCUCAUUUCUCAUCACACUUGGUACUGUUGUCUAUUUGAUUGCUACUAUAAUCACAUACUUUUUCUCUAACGAUACUACUAUCAUCAAGCCUUCACUACACAUUGCAUAUUGUGCUUUCUUUGGGAUUGCUGCAGUUUCCAUAGUAAAUUCAAUGCUCAAGUUUGUGUGUGCCCAAUCACCGUACAGGAUGCGUGGUAUCCUAACCGGUUCUACAAUACUCGUGUUCUUUAUUUCUAUAGCUCUCGGUGUUUUAUUGUUUACAGUAUUCUACUCUGUAUGUGACGUAGGGUAUUGCGAUUUGAUUCACACUUCAAUAUCAACUGCACUAAGUCUGAUUGGAUUGGUCCUGUACUGCCUCCUGUCUCGUUGGUACAAGUGGCGAGUUAGAGACGAGGACAACCUGACUAUACGUACGUACGUCCAUAGCAUAAACACUUAAAUGCUCUGUCUUUGUGAGUCUUCAGUGUAUACAAAUGUAGCUAUUAAUGUGUGGCAAGUCAUAAAAAACUCUAAAUUCACAGAUUUACAUAUACCACAUGCACAACCUAACCUUUAUACAUAACACUUUUCUUAUAAUUUUCAUAA